CUUGACACAAUACAUCUGUGGUUGCAGUAAUGAGAGAGAGUUCAGAACUUAUGUAAGAAGGAGUGGAGGUAAGAUAAGAAUGCGAAGCUGGGUUGGAAAAUAUAAACCAAAACAAGAGAGAAAAUACAUUGCCUGUAGUGAGGGAAGAGAAAGGAACAGGGGAAGGAGAAGCAGAAGGACUGCUUGUACAGAGACAAGUAGAGACUGAAAAGCUGAGAAGUGUUGCCAAACAGGAUACUACUGAAUUCCAUUCAACAUGGAAAAUAGGUGGACUGUGUUGUAACAGAUGGAGCUGCCACCUCGACCAAAACUCUUUGACUUCCAUGGAGUCUCCAUGACCCACUAUUUCACUGACAACUGGGAGAACAUACAAAACUUCCAGGCCAGGCCAGAUGAUAUCCUCAUCGCCACUUACCCCAAAGCAGGUACCACAUGGGUCUCCUACAUUCUAGACCUGCUGUAUUUUGGUCAGACAGCCCCUGAGCGUCAGACUUCACUGCCUAUCUAUGAGAGGGUGCCUUUCCUGGAGAGUGACUUCCAUAUUCUCCCUCCAGGAACAGAGCUGGCAGACAAGUUAUCCACCUCUCCUCGCCUCAUCAAAACUCACCUUCCAGUCCAGUUGGUGCCCAAGUCCUUCUGGGAGCAGAACUGCAGGAUAGUGUAUGUGGCCCGUAAUGCCAAGGACAAUGCAGUGUCUUAUUUCCACUUUGACCGCAUGAACAAGGCCGACCCAGAGCCAGGAGACUGGAACAACUUCUUACAGAGAUUCAUGGAUGGAAAGAUGGUGUUUGGUCCCUGGUACGACCAUGUAACUGGCUGGUGGGAGAGGAAACAGACUCACUCAAAACUCCACUACGUUUUCUAUGAGGAUAUGGUUGAGGAUACGGGGAGAGAGCUGGACAGGCUGUGCUCCUUCCUAGGUUUGUCUCCUUCAGCAGAGGAGAAGGAGAGGGUGAGAGGAGGAGUGCAGUUUGAUACUAUGAAGAAGAACAGCAUGGCCAACUAUUCCACCGUUCCAAUCAUGGAUUUCAAGAUCUCUCCAUUCAUGCGAAAAGGAAAGGUUGGUGACUGGAAGAACCAUUUCACUGUAGCCCAGAAUGAACAGUUUGAUGAAGACUAUAAGAAGAAGAUGAAGAACACCACCGUACAGUUCCGCACUGUAGUCUAGGAGUUGUGGUCAAGUUGAUUGUCUGAUUGUUUGUGGUCAGGUUGAUUGAUUGUUUAUUUGGCGCACAUAGACCUAAGAUAGGCUUGGCUGUGGUGUCAGUCUUCCAUUGGUCCACAGUUAACUGGGUUAUAGUGUUGAAUAUACAGGGUGAGGAUCAUAUCGUAUCAUAUCCUGGAGUGUGAAUGAAAAAGAUCAUGAAGUGUCUUAUAAUAUCAUUUUUUGAGAAUGAUUGAUGCUGUUUCAAAAAUAUACAUACUUUGAAACUGUAACAAUUCCUACGCGUAUACUGUAUACAGUAUGACUAAACGUAAUACAUUGAUGUUCAUGUACUUGUACUUAAAAUAUUAUUAAAUGUCUUUAUGACCCAAAGCAA
This is a messenger RNA of Oncorhynchus tshawytscha (Chinook salmon), 1541 nucleotides long. RefSeq names its product cytosolic sulfotransferase 3. Gene Ontology annotation, molecular function: sulfotransferase activity. NCBI's taxonomy places the organism in Eukaryota, Metazoa, Chordata, Actinopteri, Salmoniformes, Salmonidae. Gene Ontology annotation, biological process: sulfation. The transcript has 8 exons. Gene Ontology annotation, cellular component: cytoplasm. Bases 287 to 1168 code for a protein of 293 amino acids. The record is from RefSeq and is a predicted model, not a curated record.